Messenger RNA from Dunckerocampus dactyliophorus (ringed pipefish), 4511 nucleotides. RefSeq names its product teashirt zinc finger homeobox 3a (gene tshz3a). Gene Ontology annotation, molecular function: DNA-binding transcription factor activity, RNA polymerase II-specific; DNA binding. The transcript has 2 exons. Gene Ontology annotation, biological process: regulation of transcription by RNA polymerase II. Gene Ontology annotation, cellular component: nucleus. The record is from RefSeq and is a predicted model, not a curated record. The coding region runs from base 329 to 3679 and encodes 1116 amino acids. NCBI's taxonomy places the organism in Eukaryota, Metazoa, Chordata, Actinopteri, Syngnathiformes, Syngnathidae.
CUCUCUUAUCCCCCAAGUUUGCUUGUUACCAGAGCAGGCGGCCGAGCUGGACGCAAGCUGUGUAUGUGUGUGUUUGUGUGUGUGAGAAAGCGAGAGAGAGAGGUCCUCCUUGAACACACACAACACAAGACGACAACAUUAUUGACGUGACCACGCCGCGUGCACACUUCUUUCACCGAACCAUCAUGACUUUUUCCUCUCCGGCGGACUCCUCGUUGUCGUGCCGAGGCGUGAAUCUUUCUCUCUGAGCAGAGGUGUGGAUCUUCCCGUCAGCGGCGAGGGACGAAAAGGAGGAGUUUGGCGGAAAUCCCCGCAAAUACAUACACAAAUGCCACGGAGGAAACAAGAAGCGCCCAAGCGUGCGCCAGCCUAUUCUCCCGAGGAGCUGACAAAGCACCCUGCAGAGGAUGAGGAGGCGGAAGCAGGCGACCUGCCCUCAGCCCCACAGGAUGACCUACCCAUGAAAGAUGAGAUUGUAGAGGAAAGCGCCGGGCCUGCCAAGGACCAAGCAUGUGACCAGGAAUCAGCGGGGGCUGCAGAGCUGUCAGGGCAAGAGAUGGACAGCGAGUCACAUGUGAGCGAGAUCAGUGAUUGUCUUUCAGACAUUGACAGCCCCUCUCAAAAAAUUGAAGGAAACUGUGUCACAGCACCUCUAAAUGGUGACAGUAAGACACCCCCCAUAGGUAUGGACACCUUAGAACAUAUGAAGGCCAUCUACUCCAGCUUCCUGACCAGUCCCCUUUGGACACCUAUGAAUUUCAAUACAAAACAAACACAGGUGCCCCCAUCGGCUUCGACAGAGAAGCCGACUCGCAGCAACAGCACGAGUAGCAGUAGUAGCUGCAGCAGCAGCAGUUACGACUGGCAUCAGUCUGCAGUGGCAAAGACGCUCCAACAGAAUCCUCCCCAGAGUCGCCACACUGCCCAGUCUGAGCCCAGCCUUUUUAGCACAGUCCAGCUCCACAGGCAAAACCCAAAGCUGUUUGGUUCAAUCUUUACUGGGGCCAGCAAGUUUCGCUGCAAGGGCUGUAGCGCUGCUUAUGACACACUGGUUGAACUGACUGUUCAUAUGAACGAUACAGGGCACUACCGCGAUGACAACCAGGACAAGUCAGGAGGUGGUGCAAAGCGCUGGUCCAAGCCCCGUAAACGGUCUCUUUUGGAAAUGGAGGGCAAGGAGGAUGCCCAGAAGGUUUUGAAGUGCAUGUACUGUGGUCACUCCUUUGAAUCUCUUCAGGACCUUAGCGUCCACAUGAUCAAGACCAAACACUAUCAGAAAGUGCCUCUGAAGGAGCCCAUGGCCCCUGUGGCUACUAAAAUCAUAUCUUCUAAGAAAAGGGGUCUCGUGGGGUUGGAUCUGACCCCCUCGCAACGUUCUAGAGAAGGAACCCCCAAAGCUAAGCACUUGCAUUCAGACUUGAGUGAACCCUCACCAAAACGGUCCUCCAGCCCCUACUCAACCUCUAGUAAUCGAUAUGCUCACCAGAAUGGCGCAAGCUAUGCUUGCCAGUUUGAAUCCAACAAAUUUCAGAUCCUCAAAUGCAUGGAGUGUGGGAGUUCACACAAUACUUUGCAAGAGCUGAGGACCCACAUGAUGGUGACAGGACACUUUCUGAGGGUGACCAGCUCUGUGGGUAAGAGAGGCAAACCGCUCCCUGAGGCCACCUCCCCCAACCCCGGGAGAGUAACCACACCUACGGAACCAAGAGUUCAGUCCGUCCCACUAGCACCCUCCACCUUCUCUCCUCCACCUCUUCAAACCACUACAACUCCCCCUGCUAUCUCGCCUACUCUCAAAGAGAUCAAACGGGAGGAGGUUGAGGAGGAGUGUACCAAGCAAGAGGCUCCUGGAAUUGAAAAACAAGCUGCAGUUUCAGUCAGGAAGGAGGAAGAUUCAGACAAGGAGGAAAAAUAUGAUAUAUCAAAGUAUAACUAUCUUACUGAAGAGGACUUGAAGGAGAGUCCAAAAGGCGGCUUGGAUAUUCUCAAAUCACUGGAAAACACAGUGACAUCAGCUAUCAACAAGGCCCAGAGUGGGAAUCCGAGCUGGGGGGGCUAUCCUAGCAUCCAUGCAGCCUACCAGUUCCCUAGUGCCAUGAAGAUCCAACAGGGUAGCAUGGAAAAGAACUCCCCAAUGAAGUUCUUAUUUAAUGGCAGUGAUGGAGUGUUGUCCUCCCUCGCCAACAACCAGCCUCUAAUUAGCCCACCACUUACACAGUCUUCCCCCUUUCCCAGCAACAACUUCCAGGCGAUGGAGGACUUAGUGAAAAAAGUGACUGAGAAAGUAGCAAAAGUAGAGCAAAGGGUGAAGCGAUUGUCUCCCAACAUGGAAAACCAUCUCUCCCCCUCCAAAAGUGAGGCUAGAGGAUUGCAUAAGGGUGAGGAGGCUGACUCACCUAGGGAAUUGAGGGCAGUCACCCCAGCCAGUAGUGACAGGGGAAACCAUAGCGACCGAGCAUCCCCGGCAACCGAGCCCAAGAGAGAGACAGCAGUCAAAUCCCCGCAUGCCUCUGCUUUAACAUGCAGCACCGCCAUUAUCACUGGCCAUACUCCUCCAGAGCAGCCCUUUGUCAAUCCUCUAAGUGCUCUUCAGUCAGUAAUGAGCAUUCAUUUGGGGAAAGCAGCCAAGCCCUCCUUGCCAAACCAAGAUCCCCUGAGCCUGCUGUCCAGGUUCAGCCAGAGCAUGGCAGAGAGGGCCGCUGUGGCUGCCCUUCCCUCGCAGAGCAAAAAGUCUGAAAGUGUCGUUGACAAUAGUUUUUGUCAGUCCAGUGAUGACCAGCCUAUGGACCUCACAAAAGGGAAAAGUGAGAAAGGAGGGUCUGUUGCCUCAGCUCCCUUAACACCCUCUUCCACUGCGUCCUCCAUCUCGCCCUCCUCUCUUGUCACCCCCGCACAGCUAACAGUGGUUUCUCCCUAUACAUCCAACAGCCCUUUACACGAGAACGCCCUGUCUGAUAUAUCAGACAUGCUAAGGAACCUGACACAGUCCCAGCCCGUCCCAAAACCUGUCCCUCGAUCACGGGUGACGGAUAAAGCUGAGGGUCUGCUCUCUACAUGCGAUGAUGACGACGCAUCCCUGCAUGGCCACAAACGCAAGGGGCGUCACUCCAGCUGGAACCCCCAGCAUCUCCUCCUGCUCCAGGCGCAAUUUGCCUCCACCUUGAGGCAGACCUCCGAGGGGAAAUACAUCAUCAAUGAUCUUAGCCCACAGGAGAGAAUGCAUGUAUCUCGUUUUACAGGUCUCUCAAUGACCACCAUUAGCCACUGGCUGGCUAAUGUCAAGUACCAGCUAAGAAGAACAGGCAGAACUAAGUUCUUGAAGAAUCUGGACUCUGGUCAGCCUGUAUUCUUCUGUAGUGACUGUGCCUCACAGAUCCGAACCCCAGCAGCAUAUGUUGGUCACCUGGAAGCUCACCUUGGCUUUAGAAUCAGGGACCUGGCCAAGCUCUCCCCCAAACAGACCGUCAGGGACUCCCACACCCUCGCCGAGAAGCUCGCACCCCUGGAUUUGUACGUGUCGCCACAAGAUGACUGCAGCAGUAACGGAGCCGUAUACCGCUGCCAGCUCUGUGUCCGUAAAUUUGCCACUAAGCACGCCAUCAAACUUCACCUCAGCAAGAGUCAUGGGAAGUCUCCAGAGGACCACUUGCUGUAUGUGUGCGAACUAGAGAAACACUAGCAUGCUUUCGGCAGUCGAAAAACUGGACGAACUUCUGUAGAAUUUGUUGAAAGUAACAAAUAGAAAUUGUGGUAUAAUGCACUAAGAUGCCAAGAACUACUGUUAAAAGUUUCAGCACAAAGAGUUUACGUCUAUUCGGCCUAUAAUGUUUUGGGUUUCUCUGUAUUUAAAAAAAAAAAAAGAAAAGAGUUUCACAUGUUAAAGUUUACUGUACGUGAACGAUAUUCUGCCCAAUUUGUGUCGUCUAUGUCACUUCAUGUUCAUCCUUUGCUGUCGGGAGACCAAAAGUACAAAUUGAAAGUCAACUAAUAACUUGAAAUGUAUCAACUAUAUUGUAUUUAUUUUGUAUUUUUGUGAUUUAUUUUCUGGUAGACUGCAUGAUCAGCUCUUACAUUUGUACAGUUCUGUCCUGUUCUACCCCAAUUUUAAUAUGCAUCUUAUAUUUGGUCAUUUUAUCACCUUUAAACAACCAAAUGCUCUAAAAAAAUGCCAAACAGCAACAUUUCAUUUUAAAAAUUAAUAUCUAAAUGUCAUUUUGGAUUUUCUAGCUGAUUGUAAACAAUGUUUGUUUUGUUCUUCAUGACUGAAUGCGAGACAUAAUCCAGGUCUGUUCAUGUAAAAAUGUACAUAAAGUGUAUAUGCUUACAACUUGCUGUUUAAAUUAUGCAUACUUGUUAUAUUUCUUAAUUUAAAAGGACUAUGACUAUCCACUGGUGCAGAGCCUUGAAGAAGAAUUAAAGGACAAUGUUUUGCACACUAGUUUUAUAAAUGUUAUUUGAUAAAGAAAAAAAAACAAAUAUGUUAAUGCCUUGUGCUUCUAUUAUUAAACUGA